Megalops cyprinoides (Indo-Pacific tarpon) is the source of this 12313-nucleotide messenger RNA. It is a transcript of the gene akap9, whose product is annotated as A kinase (PRKA) anchor protein 9. The transcript is spliced from 52 exons. Gene Ontology annotation, biological process: signal transduction. Lineage: Eukaryota; Metazoa; Chordata; Actinopteri; Elopiformes; Megalopidae. Gene Ontology annotation, molecular function: molecular adaptor activity. The record is from RefSeq and is a predicted model, not a curated record. Bases 213 to 11915 code for a protein of 3900 amino acids.
CCGUCCCAUGUUUACGUGGAUAACAUGGCGCCCAUGAGACGGCUGGUGUAGGAAUGUCAACUCCACGUUCGUGGAAAGCGCAUCGAACAGAGGCCCAACAUACAGUCGUUAAAUUUUAACAUGCAGUUGUUUAGUUUGUAGACUUGCCUCCUUUCCAUUGACACUUCGCAUGAGGCCCUUGUCUUUUUUUCUUGGGUGUAGGAACAACGGUAAUGGAAGACGAAGAGAGACAGAAGAAACUGGAGGCCGGUAAAGCAAAGCUUGCCGAGUACCGGCAGAGGAAAGCCGAGGCUGAUGGGCAGAAGAAAGCAAAGAAGAAGAGGAAGGUGGCAGGUGCCAAAGGUGGAGGGCAGGCCCCAGAUGAGGCGGAGCGCAACCAAUCGCCAGGCGAGGAGAAGCCGGGGAGUGGGACAGACCCUCCCACCACAGAGUUCACCUUCGCCCGGACUCUGCGCAGUGGAGAGACAGUCAAACAUGAUCAGACCUACACUAUUGAGCCCGAAAGCGAGGUGUCCACAACGGCGGAGGACUGCUCAUCUGAGGUAAAUGGUCGCCAUGAGAGGACAGAGAAUGCAAAGGAGUCUUCUAAGGAUUUGGUCUGGGAGGAAGAUAUGUGCACCCCUGGAUCUUCUGAGCAUCAAGCUCGGGGGUGUCAGGCACGGCUGCAGAUUAUGGAGGAAGAGCUGGCGGAGAAGAAGCAGACCAUAGAGGAAUUGAACAAGGAGCUGGCAGAACUGAGGGCCGCCUUUGGGACGGAAGGCGUGCAACAGCUGCAGGACUUUGAAGCCGCCAUUAAGCAGCGGGAUGGCAUCAUCACCCAGCUGACUGCCAACCUACAGCAGGCACGCCAUGAGAAGGAUGAGGUCAUGAAGGAGUUCCUGGAAAUGACUGAGCAGAGUCAGAAACUGCAGAUCCAGUUCCAACAGCUGCAGGCAGGAGAGUCCCUGAGGAACAGCAGCCAUAGCAGCACAGCGGCAGACCUCCUGCAGGCCAAGCAGCACAUCCUCAGCUACCAGCAGCAGCUGGAGGAGAGAGAUGCCGAGGUGAAAUGCUACCAGGAGAAGACUGACGACCACCUGUUACAAAUUAGCCAGCUGCAGCACAGUCUCAGCCAGUCUGAAACGAAUGGAAGAACACAAGAAGAGUCAUUUGCAAAAAGGUUGAAUGAGAAAGAUGCAUUGAUCGUGGAGCAGGAGACGACGAUGGUUGGCCUCAAACGCUCACUGGAUCAGCUCAAAGAGGAGCUGGCCAUGUCAGACAAGUCACUGAAUGAUCUGAAAGCGGAAAUCGCUGAGAAAAACCAGGAGCUGGAGAGCUGUCAGGCCAAGCUGGCCGUUUCACGGCAGAAGGAGAGGCAGUCGUCAAGCGAGAUCCAGCAGCUGAUGGGCACAGUGGAGGACCUGCAGAGGCGGAGCCACAGCGGCAGCUGGGCAGAGAGUGAGAGGGCCCAGUGCACAGAGGUGGACUUCAAGUGGAAGAUGGAGCAGCUCAGGGCUGGGCUGGAUGAGAUGUACGGCCAGCAGAUUGUGCAGAUGAAGCAGGAGCUCUGUGCCCUGCACUCUGCCGAGACGGACAGACUGAAAGAGCUGCACAGAUCAGAGCUCACCCUGGCUGCAGCUCGGGCCUCAGAGAAGUCCAGUCAGCUUGACGCGCUACACAUAAACGUCUCUGAGCUGCGGCUGCUGCUGGAAGAGGCUCAGACACAGAGGGAGAGGGUGAGACAGGACCUGGCGCAGGUGUCAGAUGAAAAAUUGAGCCUGCAGCGUCAGGUGGAGGACCUGCUGCAACAGCUGCGGUCGGAGAGGGGCAGAGCCGGAAGGUCCUCCCAGAGCAUAUCCCAACAGGAGCUGCAGCAGAGCCAGAUUAGGAAGUUGCAGGAAAUCAUCUGCGACCUGGAAGCUCAGCUGGCUGCCACUCGGGAGGCCAACAGAGAGCUGGAGACCAAGCAUGAGUCUGAGGUUACCAACUACCAGAUCAAACUGGACAUGCUGGAGCGUGAGAAGGAUGCAGUGUUGGACAGGAUGGCCGAGUCUCAGGAGGCUGAGCUGGAAAGGCUGCGGACGCAUCUGCUAUUCAGCCAUGAGGAGGAGCUCGCCAAGCUCAGAGAGGACCUGCAGAGGGAGAACUUGCUCAGCAUGGAGAGCCUCAGAGAAGAGCUGGCACUGAGGCAUGAGCAAGUCCUUGAAAGCCUGCAGAAGGGGCUGGAGGGGCAGCUUCAGGUGGCCCAGAGGGAGAAGGAGAGUUUGGCUACAGAAAGAGAUGUACUGGUACAUGAAAUUACUGUGUUGAGAGAAGACUUGAACCAGUCAGUGGAAAGCUCCAAAUCACAAAACUUAUCUGCACCACUGAAGGAGCUUCAGCUAGAAACGGAGAAGCUGGGAAAAGGGGAGAGCAAAAAGAGGACACUGGAAAAAGACAUUCAAGAGCUGCUAAGAAAAAACGAACUGCUGGAGAAGGAGGUCAAGGAGAAAGAGGAGAGCUGGGAGCACAAAAGGAAGGAGUUGGAGUUUGAGAAUAUUUAUCUUAAAGAAGCCAACAAAGCCUUGGAGGAAGAAAUGAAGUCCAUGACUGUGCCUGAGAAGGUGGUGACCUUGGGAGCAUGGCAGAGCAUUGAGGCCCUCACUGGAGAAAAUCAACAGCUGAGCAGGCAGCUGUUCCAGUUGAAAGAGGAGAUCGAGAAGCAGAAAAACACUUUUUCUUUCGCUGAGAAAAACUUUGAGGUGAAUUAUCAAGAGCUGAAGGAUGAAUUCACGUGCCUUGUUAACAUUAAAGGAGAACUGGAGGAAAAACUGCUGAAGGUAACCGUGGACUAUGAAACCAAACUGAGCAGCCUUCAGUUGCACAUUGGGAGGCUUGAAGAGAGGAGGAGAAAAGACCUGCAUGAAGAUGAUGGCAAAGCAGGGAAAAUGGUGGAGGAUUUUAUAGAAGGGGGAGAGUUAAUUGGAAAGGACACAAUGAAACUGAUGGAGAAACUGGAGAUGGCUGAGAGGGAAAAGAGCGGGCUGGCGCUGAGACUCUCUGAAGUUUCAGAGCAAUUGAUGUUGAAAGAGAGUCAAGUGGAGCACCUGGAGGGUGAGCUGAAGCAGGCAGAGCUGGAGAAGCAGGCAAUGGAGGCCAGGAAUAGGGAGCUGGAGGGAUGGUGCAUGGCCGUCUCAGCCAGCGGCGGUGGUGUGGCAAGCCUUGGCUCCUACUCCAUUCAGGAUUACCAGCGACAGAUCCAGUUGUCGCAGGGGAUGGUGUCAGCACUUCAGUCCUCACUGCAGACUGCCGAGCGGGAGCGUGACAGUAUCCAGCAGCAGCUCGCCACCCUGGCUCAGCCUGCCGAGAGGACACUGGACAGGGGGGGCGGGAGGUGGCUGGGCUCGGUGGAGCUGCCGGGAAGAGAGCAAGGGGGGAAGGAGGAGGAGGGGGCCGCAGAGUGGGAGAGGAGCACGCCUCGCUCCCCCCAACCCAAGCAGAUGCAGCCCGCCACACGCAAACAGGUUGAAAAUGUGAGGGGUUGUGGGCUGGAAUGUGAGUCUGACCCAGUCAUGGGCCAGAGAGGCAUGGAUCACAUACAACAGGGAGAGUUCAGGCUGCAAAUGGAGGCCCAGCGCAUCAGCCUGUCCCAGAUCUACUCUGCGCAGCUGGAGCUGCUGAGGGACAGCCAGCGGGCAGAGACGGACGCAUGUCUGCGCAAGCUGGAGCAGGAGCUCCGCUCCUCGCAUGCACAGGAGCUGCAGAGCUUGCGUGACCGGCACCAGCAGGAGCUCUGCAACUUGAAAGGGCAGCACUCAGACUCCAGAUCCUCAAGGUACCAGAAUGUAAUCCAAAUGGUGUCUGAAGAAUGCAGUCAGCUCUUCAUGUCGUUUGCAAAAAUUCUUGGAGAGGAUUAUUUGGAACUGCUCCAGCACAAAGAAUUGGAGGAGGAGACAAAUUUGGGUAUCUUCAGUGAUGUCACAAAGGAGAAUAUCAAAGAUCCAAGAUCACUGCUUCAUGUAGCAAAGGCUCUGUAUGCAGACUUACAGUUUUUAAAGGAAAGGAUUGUGCAGGAAUGCAAUCGCCUUCAAGACCUUCAGUCCUUACUGAAUGCUGACCGUAACAAGCUGGUGCUGCUGCAGGAGGCCUAUGAUGAGCUGAAGUCCGCCAGCGAGGAGGAGACCACCCGUCUGCGCAGCAUGAUUGACAGCUCUCCGUCCAGACCCCAGGAUCUCAGUGGCCUGCAGGAGAUGGAGAGACUGAAGGCUGAGUUCCAGCAGCAGCAGGCCAGGUUGGAGCAGCAGCACAGCCAGGAGAUGCAGCAUAUGCGGGCCCACUACGAGCAGCAGGCCAAGGAUUCUGAGCAGCGCUAUGCAGCUGAGCUCAUCCUGCUGCAGCAGCGCCUCCAGGAGCUCAUGGUCUCUGAGUACCUCAGCAGGCUUCCAAGUGAAUCACUGUUCUCUGAACAGAGGGAAGAAGACAGUGAGGAAUUUAAGCUGGAGGACGCAGGCGUGGACACGGAGCUGAAGCAGCUGGCAGAGUCGGCGGGGCUAGCCCAGGAGCUGCAGGCCCUGCACAGGGCGCUGUAUAAGAAGUACCUAGAGGAGGUGUCGGCCCUAAAGGAGCAGCACUGCAGGGAGCUGCAGCGGUUAGAGGAGCAACUCAGCCAGGAGACACAAGCGCCUAAACCGCACUGUGAGAGCAUCAACGGCGGAGUGCGCUCCAUCGAGGGGCGGGACCCCCUCCCACUCAUCCACGCUCUGGAGAAGCAGCACAAGGAGAAAGUGGAGGAGGAGAUUGCUAAGGUUAUAGUGCAGAUGUCUGUCGAAUUUGCCCAGCAGUCUGAACUUGCAAGACUUGCCAAGCAGGCCCGGGAGAUGACAUCAGCAAUGCAGACCCAGGCUGAUGACCUGGGGGGUGUAUCUGUGCUGGGAGUGGAGGAGAGAGAGAGGGGCUUAGUGGCAGAGAAGGAGAGGCUGGAGAGAGAGCUGAAAGAAAGAACUGCAGAAAUCCUCUCACUCAGAGAACAGCUCUACCAGGCUGGAGCCCCUCCAGGGUCUCUCUGUCAGGUCCCAGGGCACGCUGAGGGCUCUGCAUUGGUGGGAUCACUGCAACGACCAAGCAUUACCCCAGGACUGACUGAGAGGGUGGCUGGGCCGAAGUACUGUUUGGAAGGAGAUGAGGAGAAAGUGAAAAGGGAGAGUGUCUUACUGUGGGGACGAGUUCCUGAAAUGCAAAGCAGUAGCAUGCAAACCGAGCAGGAUGAGUCCCAGGGAAAGGAGGCCAAAUCAGAACUCCCUCCUCAGUGUGCUGGACAGCCUGACUUCUCCCCUGAUGUCAUUACAGCUGAGAGGAACCUGCUGCGGAAAGCCAAUGAGAGCCUGCGGCAGGUGCUGAGCGACGUGCUAAAGACCACAGCGGCCACUGAGGAGACCAUUGGUCGUCACGUGGAGGGCAUACUGGACAUGUCCACCAGGGAGCAGCAGACACAGAGACCCACCUGGCAGAGAGUGGCAACAGAGCCGUUCGGGUCCUACAGCUCCCAGACCACAGCGCCUGGUGGAGGCGUGUCCCCAGACAGUUGUCAUGGCAGCGGGGCCGGUGGGGACGAUGCAAGCGUGUGGUCGGGGGGCACAGUGACAGACGAGGGGCUGGAGAUGUCACAGCAGCUGAUGGACAGCCUCUUGGGGGUGGAGCUCAGGCUGGAGAACGAGGAGUACCUCAUGAGCGUCAGCUCCCGCCUGCAGGCUGCCGUGGAGAAGCUUCUAGUGGCCAUCACCAAGACAACCAUCCAGUUGGAGCAUGCCAGGGUCACGCAGACGGAGCUGAUGCGGGAGUCCUUCCGGCAUAACGAGGAGAUCACUGAACUGCUGCACAGACAGGAGGAACUGCAGGACAGGCUUGCCGAGGAGGCCAGAGCGCGUGAGAAGCUAGCGCUGGAGCUCCACAGAGCCGAAGGUGUGAUUGAUGGCUACACUGAGGAGAGGGCAGCCCUAGAGGAGCAGCUGCGGGAGAAGCAGGACCUGCAGCUGCAGCUGGAGCAGGAGCUUCAGGUGACAGGCAGCCGGCUUCAGGAGCUGGACCAGGAGAGGCAGCAGAUGCAGCAGGAGAGAGAGCUGCUGGCACGGCAACAGGUCGCCAUGAAGGACACUGCAGGGUCCCGUGAGCUGCGCCUAGUUGAAGCUGCAAUUGAUGCAGCACCUGAAGCAGACCUCCUUGAGGAGACGGAGAAGCUGAUGAAGGAGAAGGUGGAGGUGCAGCGGCAGGCAGAGAAGGAAAACAGUGAUCUCCUGAAACAGGUGAAGGAGCUGGAGGCGGAGCUAGAGGAGCAGGUGAACAGGGUUAUCGAGCUGGAGCAGGCCCAGCGGGCAGAGAGCAGUGACCUGAGGCAGCAGAUCCAGGCCCUGGAGAAGCAGCUGGAGAAGAACCGCAGGUUCCUGGAUGAACAGGCAGUUGAUCGGGAGCACGAAAGAGAUGUCUUUCAGCAAGAGAUUGCGAAAUUAGAACUGCAGCUGAAGAAUCCCCAGAAGCAACAGCUCAGUGCUGACCAAAACAGCAGAGAGGUGGAACAGCUCACUGCCCAGCUGAAGGAGAAGUCUGAUUUGUGUAGCGAACUACUGCUGGGCUCUGAGCAGCUGCAGAGGGACGUGCAGGAGCGUAAUGAGGAGAUUGAGAAACUGGAGGCAUGCGUGCGGGAGCUGGAGCAGGCCCUGCUCAUCAGCACCGAGUCGCUACACAAAGUGGAGGAGAGGAGGCUGCAGGCCCCCACAGGUGAUUCAGUCGAUACAACCUUAGAGGCUCAGUUACAGACAGAGAGGGAAGCACUGGACAGGAAAGAAAAAGAGAUCAGUAAUCUGGAGGAGCAGCUAGAGCAGUUCCGGGAGGAGCUGGAGAAUAAGAGUGAGGACGUACAGCAGCUCCACAUGCAGCUGGAGAUCCAGAGGAAGGCGCUGAGCACUCAGGAGCAGGACCUGGAGCACAAGGGAGACCUGCUGAAGGUCAUGGAGGAGAAGGACAGGGAAAUAGCACUGCUAAAUGAGCAGCUCUCUAAGAUCCAACAAAUGGAAAUGGCACCCGACAACAAGGUCAUAGAGGAAAAGAGUGAGAUGCUGAGAGAGCUGGAGUACCACAUGGAGUGCAUGAAGAGCGAACAGGAGCGGUUGAAGAAGAAUAGCGAGGAGGAGAUUGACCAGCUCAACGAUGUCAUUGAAAAGCUACAGCAGGAGCUUGCAAAGAUUGAGUACAAGGCCUCCAGCGAGGAUCCCCAUGACUCCGCAGAUCCUGAGGCAAGGCAGGAGGUCCAACUCUCCAAGGGGGAGUUUCAUGAGGUGAAGCAGAAGAUGGACCAGGCCACCCACGAGCUGAAUACCCUGAGGGCUCAUCACUGCUGCUUGGAGGAGAAAUACAAGCGUUUACAGAAGGAGGCAUCAGAUGCCCUGGCUGGCAGGGAGAAGUGGAUGGGGCUGGAGGAGGCCCUGCUGGAGAAGACAGCAGCCUGCACGGUCAUGCAAGCACAGAUGCAGGCCCUGGAGCAGAGUGCAAGCUCCAGGGUGGCUGAGCUGAGCGCACGCCUGGAGCAUCUGGAGGCCUGCGUGGAGGAGAGAGACUCAGAUCUGAGAUCCUGCAGGAGGAGUGCGGAGGAGGCUCAGGCAGAGGCGAUGACCCUGCAGUGUAAGAUCUCUGAGCUGGAAGACAGACUCAGAGAGGAGGUGGCAGCUGUGCUGGUCAGCCAGGCUCAGCUGGGGGCAGUGCAGCAGUACUCUGAGGCUAAGGGCCAAACCAAAGAGCAGCAGAGGGAUGCCAGUGUAACGGUGGAAGGUACCAUUUCCUGCCCGGGGGUCAAAGGAGUGAAAAACUCAGUGACAAAAGUGGUACUUUUAACAGAGAAGCUGAGAGAGCUGGAGGUGAGUUUGAGUGACAUGCAGAAGGACCAGGAGCUGCAAAAGCAGCUGCUGUCGCGCUCUGAGAAAGAGGUGCUUGAGUACGAGAAGAGACUUGCUGUGCUUAUGAAUCUCCUCAACCAGAUGACCACCAUGCCCAAGAUCCAGAGACCGACGCUGUCUAUGGAAGCAUUAGUGCGGGUUGGUGAGAAGGAUCCUGCAGGUGUCUCAGAGAUUCUUCGGGAUCUGCAGCAAGUCCGAGAGGAAGCUGCCGCCACAAAAGAGGAGCUCAACAGCUACCGGGACCGCAGUGCCAAGCUGCAGGAGGAGCUCGAGGUCAGAGACGUGUCCUUAGCCCAGCUACAGGACAAGCUUCAGGAGAGAGAGAGGACUAUUGUGCAUCUUAAGGAAAAUCUCCAGCAGGGGUCACAGCAGGCUGGCAAAGAGGACCCCACGUCUGUCUCAGAGAUUCUGCAGGACCUGCAGAAAGUCAGGGAGGAAGCUGCUGCCACAAAAGAGGAGCUCAGCAGCUGCCAGGAGCACAGUGGCAAGCUGCUGGAGGAGUUGCAGCAGGUGAGGAAAGCCUUGGCAAAGUCAGAAGAAGAGCUCUCUCUGCUCAUGAGAAAGAAAGGGGGAAAGCAUCUGGGGGAGAAGCAAGACAAUGCUGAGAAGGCAAGAGGUGUUUCAACCAAAGAGAAACCCACCCUGGCAAAGAAGGACUCUACCUCCCAGACGGAGCGGCCCACAGGUCAGAACAGGAACCGCGAGGCCCAGCACACUGUCUGUGCUGAUGCAGGAGUGCAGGUGAACCUGCUGCAGCCCCAUGGCCACACUUCGGAGGAGGUCAUGGAGGUGAUUGUGGAGUACAGGGAGAAGAUUGGGCAGAUGCAGGAUCUGCAUGCUGCUGAGAUCAUGGACAUGGAGACCAGACACAUCUCAGAGAGUGAGGCCCUGAGGAAGGAUGUACAGACACUGCAGGAUGAGUGUGCCACCCUAAAGGCAGUCAUUGACAAACUCUACACCUCUGAGGCUAUCCCUACCCGACUGGAACAGCCCGCAACUCUUCAGUUCAAAGAUGGCUACACAAGUGACAGCAGCUCAGACUGGAGCCAGCGCGUAGGCUGUGACCUCCCAGCCAUGCACGAGUUCAGGACCACCCCUGAAGGAGCGAGGAGGGACAAUGAGACUGAUGUACUUCCUGAAAGAAUUAAGAGCUUGUUGAGAGAAGUUCACCAGGAGGGGAUGCAGGUGCUGUGCUUGUCGGAGAUGCCAGCAGGGGAGGGGGAGGAAGCAUGCCCCCAGCUGCAGUCCCAGGGCUGGGCGAAGGAGAGGGCUGCCCUGCUGGCCUCUGUGGAAUCCCUGAAAGCCCUCAUCUCCAAAAUGCAGGUCCUCAGAGAGACACCGGUCCUGGGCGGCUCAGCAGAGGAAGGUGUUGACUGGCGGGCUGAGCUCCUGAAGGCAGUGCAGCAGGUGUUUGUGAAGGACCGCAGCGUGUUGAAAAGUUCCCUGUAUUCACACCUAGAGCUUCUGGACACCAGCGACGCAGUCGUUCAUCUCAACCAAGUGGAACAUAUACUCGCCGAACAGGACGCUCAGCACAGGGAGGCUAUGGGGAUCGUGCAGAGUGCAGACAGAACCAGCCUGGUGAUGGAAGUCCAGCAGCUCCGGGCCCAGCUGCAGCUUGUCCAGCAGGACUCAAAGCUGACUGGCAGCAUCGCUUCACCACUGGCUGUAACCCCUGAUCCAGGUGCAGGUGAGCUGCAAGGUCCUCAGGAGAGACGGGCGGGGCCAGUUUUUGGACUCGGGACACAGAGCAGCUCGGGGGUGGCAUGCGACUCAGACAGGAUGCUCCUGGACGAACUGAAGUCGGAGCUGGCCCAGACCAAGCUGGAGCUGGAGACCACCCUGAAGGCUCAGCACAAGCAAUUGAAAGAGCUGGAAACUCUGAGGACUGAAGUCACAGAGAGAGCUGGUGAGGUGGAUGCACUGAGUGACAAGCUGGCGGACGAACAGCGGAAAUCCAGAGAGCUUCAGUGGGCUUUGGAGAAGGAGAGGUGCAAAUUGGAGAAAAAGAAAGGGAGAGAAAGGGAGGAAGUUGAGGACCUGAGGCUAGCCCUGGAGGAGCAGCAGGCCCGUGUGGCCUGGCUUAGUGAGGCCGUGGAGCAGGAGCGCGGUGCAACAGUCCAGCAGCAGAGCUGUGCUGCAGAGCUGCGGGUGCAGCUGGAGUCGGCGCAGACACGCACCCUGGAGCUGGCCAGUGCUCUGGAGAGGGAGAGGGAGCUGCAUGCCCGGUUCAGAUGGCCUCAGGAUCAGCAGGUGGCUGCAGCGGGGAUGAAAGAAGCAGAGGCUGGCUGCAGCCAAGUGGAGGAGGGCGUGCGCUCGGUUGAGACACUGCUGGAGAUGCUGCAGACACAGCUGGAGGAGAAGCAUGCGCGUGUGGUGCAACUGGUGGGAGAGGUGGAGCGGUCAAAGCUGGAGGUGGUGCAGGCCCAGAUGGAGAGGGACAGGGAGAGGCAGGCUGUGCAGAUAGGCCAGGAGCAUCUGCAGCAGCUCCAGGCCCGUGCGGACGAGCUGCACACGCAGCUAGACAGAGAGAAGCAGCAAGCGCUUCAGUUGCAAGAGGAAAGAGACCAUCUGCAGGACAUAGUUGCUCAGCUGCAGGGCUCUACACUGCAGAGAGGGGGUGCCAGAGACACAGCAUGGACGCAGCAGACCAGCGAUCAAAAUCAGCAACUGGCCCCGUGGCAGGUGGAUGGUGAGCCAAGUAACCGUACGAGAGAUUGGGUCUUAAAGCAGAAGAUUGCCGCAGUGUUGACAGUGGACUCUAGUGCCCCCUCUCUACAGGCGGGAGCAGCAGGAAGUGGUGCGCCUUCAGACCCUGGACUCAUGGACAGUGUCAUGCACAGUCUGCAGCUCAUUGCCACUAAAAUCAAGACCCUGACAGCCAAUGCUGCUGGCAGGACCCUUGGUGAGGACAUGGACAGAGAGGGUCUGGCCUGGCUGCAAAACAGUGUUCAGAGUGUGGUAUCCCUGCUGCAGCAGACACCAGCCCUUCCUCCUGCUCCAGAGAGCUCUGGGCCAGUGGGAAGUUCCUCCAGCUCUUUGAUGGAGAGGCUCCUGCGGCAGAAUGCAGAGUUAACAGGCUUUGUCAGCCGUCUGACGGAGGAAAAGAACGACCUGCGCAACUCCUUGAUCAAACUGGAGGAGGAGCUGAGACCCCACCGGCACAGAGCCUUGGAACAGGGGGACUAUCCCAACCGAAGAGCUGCAGGCAGCCAGUACGUGGUGCAGACGCUGCACUCGUCUGAGCGGGAGGCCUGGGCCAGAGAGAAGGCGAGGUUGGAGAAGGCUCUGCAGCAGGCAGAAGAGGAGGCAUUGCGCCUGCGGGGGGAGAUCUGUGUGGACUCCCUUAGAGACAUCACAGGCUCAGACACAGAUGGCACGGCUCUAAAGAGCAUCUAUGGGAAGUACCUGCGAGCAGAAAGCUUCCGGAAAGCUCUUAUUUACCAGAAGAAGUACCUGCUUCUGCUGCUAGGUGGCUUCCAGGAGUGUGAGGAGGCAACACUCGCCCUGAUUGCACGGAUGGGCGGCCAGCCCUCCCAUGCCAGUCUGGAAGCGGUCAGCCGGCGACGAAGAGGCUUCACUCGCUUCAGAUCAGCUGUGCGGGUCUCUAUUGCCCUCUCCAGAAUGAGGUUCCUGGUGAGGCGGUGGCAUAAAGCUGCAGGAUCCAGCACAUCCAGUGUCAGCAGGAAUGGGCUGAGCCAGAUACCAGGGGGUGAGGUAAGGACAGAUUCCCUGUUCCUCCAUGCCGGGAAUGUGGAGAUGUACGGAGAGCGCAGGGGCGUGAGCCGGGGCCGGACGGGACGGGACUCUCCCAGGUCCACGCUGUCAUUGCAGCACAGAUUUCACACAAGCACUGCUGACCCUGGCAGCCUGACAUGCUCCCACCUCCAGAACUAUGAUCCUGACAGAGCCCUAACAGACUACAUCUCCAGGCUGGAGGCCCUGCAGAGGAGACUGGGGAAUGUGCAGUCAGGUUCUUCAUAUGCUCAAUUGCACUUUGGAAUAAGAAGAUAGAAAGUCCUUUAUUUACACUAAAACCGGCUUGAAAACUCAGUUGCCUUUUCCUGUGCUGAGCUGCUGUGUUUUGUAUUAUGAUGUGUAUAUUUGUGGGACCAAAACAAUUUUGUGUUAUAUUAUAAUUGGCUUUCUUGUCAGCACAUGAAACAGCUUCUGUGUAAAUUAGUCUGCUUCACUGGUUGUGCAUAAAUACAAUCACAAUCUAAAUGUAUACUUGUGGAAUGCUAAUUUAAAUUGAUUAAUUUAUACUGUGUAUGUGUUGUAUGGGAGAAGAACAGGUAGAAUGUUUGGCUUUUGGUGAGAAGGCUACGGCAAGUUUUAGAACACUGUGUUUUCUUAGACUGGCAUAAUGGACAGACAAUAGAAGACAUUUGUAGACAUAUUUUUGUAAGGAU